AUGGACAAUAUUUUGUUUGAUUGUGCCAACGACAUCGAACCCUUCAAGUGCAAAAAGUGCCCAAAUUUUCAAACCCACUGCCUACUAUAUCUCCAACAACACAAACGCCACCACCAUAAAAUAACAGAAGAAGACACCAAAAAGUGUGAAAAGUGUAUUUUCGAAACUCACUCGAAAUAUUUAUUGCUGCGACACAGUUUCUACGGCCACUGUGCUUCGUACAACGUAAAUCAGUUUAACUGGUUCCGAUGUGACUAUUGCCCAUCCAAAUUCAAGACCAAAAGAUACUUACAAAAACACCUCCACUACCGCCACUCCAACCCCGACGAAAUCCAGUGGCAUCACUGUGACCACUGCACGUCAAAAUUCAAGCACAAAAGCUACUUAAAAAUCCACUUUAAAGCCAAACACCAGGAUAAAACCCAUCAGUGUUUCCAGUGUGACCAAUGCCCAUCCAAAUUCCAGUCAAAACCCGCAUUACGCAAACACGUUUCACUAAAACACUCCCCCGAAGACGAAAUCCGCCGAUUCAAGUGCCCGCACUGCGAAUCCACGUUCAAAUGGAACUCCGACUUGAAAAACCACGUGAUAAUAAAGCACUUACCCGAAGAUAAAAUUCAGUGGCAUCAAUGUGCCCAAUGCCCGGCCAAAUUCAAACAAAACUUCCUGCUCAAAACCCACAUGAGAAGUCGACAUUUACCGGAAGCCAACAUUCGUUGGCUCACCUGUGACCACUGCACCGCAAAAUUCAAACGAAACUUCGACCUCAAAAACCACAUCGUCGCGCGACAUUUACCCGACGAUAAAAUUCAGUGGUUCCAAUGUGACCACUGCACGUCAAAAUUCAAACGAAAAUUCGCACUCAAAAAUCACGUAGCGGCGAUCCACAGUGACGGUGAAACUCAGUGGUUUCAGUGUAAAGAGUGUGACGCUAAAUUCAAGUGGAAAACCAGCUUGAGAAUCCACGCCGCUAAACAUUUACCCAGCGAUAAUAUUCACUGGUUUCAAUGUGACCACUGCGCGUCUCGAUUCAACCAGAAAUACUUAUUACAGAGACACGUGACCGCUAGACAUUCACCGAGCGACAAUAUUCAAUGGCUCGAAUGCGCCCAAUGCGCGUCUAAAUUCAAAGAGGAGAGGUAUUUAAAACAGCACGUGAAACUGGUGCAUUUAUCGGGCGACGAAAUUCAGUGGUUUCAGUGUGAGCAGUGCGCGUCCAGGUUUAAGCAGAAGUCGCUGCUGCGGAAGCACGUGGAAGCGCUGCACUUGCCGGAGGAUGAAAUUCGAUGGUUUAAAUGUGAGCAGUGCGCGGCGAAAUUCAAGCGGAAGUGUCGGUUGAGGGAUCACGUGAUCGCGAGACAUUUGGGGGAGGGAGAAAUCGAGUGGUUUGAGUGUUACGAGUGUGGGGGGAGGUUCAAGCUGAAGAAGUUGUUGCAGAGGCAUAUUUUUGUAAAACAUUUUGUGAAUAGGGGAUAA
This is a messenger RNA of Zophobas morio, 1476 nucleotides long. RefSeq names its product gastrula zinc finger protein XlCGF46.1-like. Bases 1 to 1476 code for a protein of 491 amino acids. Lineage: Eukaryota; Metazoa; Arthropoda; Insecta; Coleoptera; Tenebrionidae. Gene Ontology annotation, biological process: regulation of transcription by RNA polymerase II. Gene Ontology annotation, cellular component: chromosome. The record is from RefSeq and is a predicted model, not a curated record. Gene Ontology annotation, molecular function: chromatin insulator sequence binding. The transcript has a single exon.